Messenger RNA from Fragaria vesca subsp. vesca, 715 nucleotides. Its product is annotated as auxin-induced protein 15A-like. Gene Ontology annotation, biological process: response to auxin. The record is from RefSeq and is a predicted model, not a curated record. Bases 20 to 337 code for a protein of 105 amino acids. NCBI's taxonomy places the organism in Eukaryota, Viridiplantae, Streptophyta, Magnoliopsida, Rosales, Rosaceae. The transcript has a single exon.
UACCUCCUUCUCUUCCAAAAUGGCAGUCCGAAAAUACAACAAGCUCCCCCAAACCGCAGUCCUCAAGCAGAUCCUCAAAAGAUGCUCUAGCUUGGGGAAGAAGCAACACGGCUACGAUGAGGAUGGUCUUCCCAUCGACGUCCCCAAGGGCCAUUUCCCGGUGUACGUGGGAGAGAACAGGACGAGGUACAUUGUUCCCAUCUCCUUCUUGACUCACCCUGAGUUCCAAUGCCUCCUGCGUCAAGCCGAAGAAGAAUUCGGCUUCGAUCACGACAUGGGCCUCACCAUUCCUUGCGAGGAAGUCGUUUUUCGUUCUCUAACUUCCACGCUCAGAUGAACGAACCAUGCAUAUCCAGAGAUCGAUGGAGUUUCUUGAAGAAGAUGGCCAAGAUGAAGCUCCCCCCUUUGCUUCUCUUUUUUUCACCAUCUUUCUUCAUAUUUUUUCGUCGAUUUUUAUUCGUUUGGAUUCUUUUUAGGGGUGUUAUCGAUCGGGAGCGGUUUUGCUAUAAACCCUUUUGAUGUUUGAUUUAGUGACUCUAACCUGGAAUUUAACCCAUGAACAUGUAAAUGGGUUUCAUUUUGUAUAAAGUUUGUGAUCAUCGAUGGAUCGAUUUUACUCGCAGAGGUAGUAGUUUGUUACGUACCCUGUGAGAGAAGCUACUGUACUACUAUCAAUGAAAGACGUACUGGAUCAUCAUAUCCUGUUUGCUUUUAC